Molecule: messenger RNA, 804 nt
Organism: Penicillium hordei
Lineage: Eukaryota; Fungi; Ascomycota; Eurotiomycetes; Eurotiales; Aspergillaceae
Product: A4/G1 family peptidase
Exons: 1
Coding region: 1-804 (267 amino acids)
Biological process (GO): proteolysis
Molecular function (GO): glutamic-type endopeptidase activity
Source: RefSeq, a predicted model, not a curated record
AUGAAGUUCUCGACCACUAUCCUCGGCGCAGCGUUGCUCACAACGUCGGUCAUUGCUACUCCUUUCACCGAACGCCGCGCAGCUCGCCAUGCUGCCCGAGCUAACCAUACCGGCCGUCCUGCUUCUAAACUAGACACCUUGGAGCUUGCUAGCCCGGGUGGAACAAGCGACACGGAGUAUAGCACGAACUGGUCCGGUGCUGUACUUCAUGGCACCGGGUACACCUCGGUCACUGGCGAAUUCACCGUUCCUAAGCCGAAACUUCCCUCUGGUACUUCGCCUUCUGAGAAGACUUGCGCCUCUGCCUGGGUCGGUAUUGACGGUGAUACUUGCAACUCGGCUAUCCUGCAAACUGGAGUUAAUUUCUGCAUCCAAGGAGACGAGGUUUCUUACGGUGCCUGGUACGAGUGGUACCCGGAUUUUACCUACGACUUUUCCGACUUCCAGAUCUCCACUGGGGAUGUGAUUAAGCUCACUGUGACUGCUACCUCCAAGAACUCCGGUUCUGCCGUCGUCGAUAAUGUGACUACAGGCAAAUCUGUCACCCAUAAAUUCGCUGGUGUUGACCACGAUGGAGAUCUCUGCGAGACCAAUGCUGAAUGGAUUGUCGAGGACUUUAUGACCGGCGGCAAGUUGGUUCCGCUUACCGACUUUGGAACUGUGACAUUCUCAAAGGCAGAGGCCAUAUCUGGUGGCAAGACUGUGGGACCAUCUGGGGCAACUCUUUUCAACAUUAAAAAAACACAGGGUGUCUUGACCAAGUCUUCUAUUACCCGCGAUAGUGUUACUGUGAGCCGUGUCUAA